Adineta steineri is the source of this 267-nucleotide messenger RNA. NCBI's taxonomy places the organism in Eukaryota, Metazoa, Rotifera, Eurotatoria, Adinetida, Adinetidae. The record is from the annotation of a GenBank genome assembly.
AUGUUAUUUACUUAUGCAGAUGUUCUUGGUUUUAUUGGAUCUGUUUAUUAUCUUUUUGGUACUUUACGUGAUGAUUAUUGGUUUUGGUUUUUACCAGUAGCUGGACAAUAUGGUGUUGCAGUAGGUAGAAUUGAAGUAGUAACAAAACAAUUGCCAAAAUAUGGAUUGCCACCUAUAGUUAUUACAGAUAUAUGUAAACGUAGAAGAAAGAAAAAUGCGUCUUCAGACAGUAAUACAAUUCCUUAUUGUGAAUUAACAGAUUUUUAA